AUGAUGUACAGCAAGGACGGUAUCUCGGAGUUGGACACGAUCGCAAAUGUGAUUGGUUUGCGAGGAGUGGGAACCUCCUCAUUGCGCACAUUCGUCGAGAUGUGGUACCACAUCUUUCUAUGGGGUCUGUUUUCGUCCAUCUUUGUACACACGUGCGCCGCGGUAAUAGCGUUCGUGACGCUUCGCAAACACAAAUUUGGCCGUUUCUUUUCCAUAUUCAUCUUCGUGAUGGGCGUCCUGUCGCCGGCAACGGGGGGCGUUGUUAGCAGUACCGUCAUUGCCUUCGUACAUCGUGCUUCUAACUUUCAGAUGUCACCGAUCGCGGCAAUGGUCUGGGGCGUCGGCCAGACGAUUGUUUCUGCAUGCUUUGGAUUUACGCGCAUCCUAGCGACGCUAUAAACACACUAUUCCGGUUUUCAAAACUUGCCUGCGAAGGCAUUUGAACAUUGCUUGUUCUCACAGAAACACUAGCUGCCGGCAAGGGAUAUGUUUACAGUGUAUAAUGCAAGGAAUCCUUUUAAAGACUGGUAUUUUGUUGAACAGCCUGUCGUAGGGGAUGAUUGUGAUAAAAGCGGCGUGUGAGAGUGGGAUGAAACGGCCUGUUGAUGGUUUUUAGACGUAAAUUCCAUUGCUUUCUCUUAUUGAAAACCAUGUGCACAGGGCAACGGAAAACGAUACACAUCACAGCAUCAUCACUUACAAAAUUCUUUACGCAAAUCGUUUGUCGCCGUCGGGCAGCUGGUCAGUGGUACAGAAAAAGGACGCGGUUUAUUUCAAGGAAAACGAGCAAUUUUGAACAAAACCCUUAGAGAAAAUUCUAAAAUUCACACUUCGAAAGAUGUAUGCAGCGUGAUGCGACGGGCACCAAAAAUCAAUAGACGAAUAAUUUUAGGGCGGUCUUCGUUGUAAGAAAAUAUAAUCAAUGCAUAAAUCGAUGAGGAAAACCCAAGUUACGCAAAGGCUGCCUGUAAAUGUUGGUGAGCAAAGCUUGGGAAAUCAUGUGAUUGUUUUUCUGUAGAAAACGAUGAUCAUUGGCCAUUUUUGCCGCGGAAAAAUAAAGAAAAAAACGCGAAUGUACAUGUAUGCCUGCGAUUUUUGUCAGAAUGCGUGUGCGCGUGUGAAUGCUUGUGUAAAUGUAUGUGCGUGAAAGCUUUCUAUAGUGCUUCAGAUAGAGGAAUCCAUACAAAAUAGUCACAAUUAACUAGUAACCAAUGGAAGCAAACGAAUCGACAAAUAGUGAUGACCCAAUAUCUUAAGUAAACCACGCUAGUUAUAUAUAAUUCACAAAAUCAUAUGCGAGGUUGCUCUACAAAACCGUGUAGUGCUGUAGGGGUGACGAUAUUUAUGUUAUUGCACCUAAUUUGCUAUUGAUCAUCGACCCCCGAUCAUGGGUUCUGCGAACAAGGGGGAACAUUGGACACAGCAUAAUAUUUUCCAUUUUAGUUACGGAUUACACUCUUCCAGACUGGAAGAAAAUAAACAGGAUACGUGGCAGUUGAUUGCAAUUGAUUAGCAUCAUUGUAGCUGUUAUGAAAAAGUCUUUUCCUAGAAUGUAGAACACAUGCAUCAUGUUUGCGAUGUGGUAUAUUGCGAUUUUGGGAUCCUUUUCAGUACAGUUCUAAAACGUAGUUGAACUUCUUUUAAGUUCUUUAUUGGUUCCACGUUCCUUCUACUAUCCCGAUAGAUAAAAGGGGAAGGUAGUGUUUCAUUUCAACUUGAAUUCAUUUUGAUUUCGCACACCUGGAGGAAGGAAUUUCUUAGAUUUUGUGGUU
Molecule: messenger RNA, 1772 nt
Organism: Anopheles bellator
Lineage: Eukaryota; Metazoa; Arthropoda; Insecta; Diptera; Culicidae
Product: transmembrane protein 170B
Exons: 1
Coding region: 1-399 (132 amino acids)
Source: RefSeq, a predicted model, not a curated record